AUGGUUGGCCUAUUGCAAGUUUUUGGAAUUGCCGUCGCAACUUAUCACACAGAAGCGUCAAUUAUUGAUAAUGUUGUUGAAGAAAAUUACAAGUUCAAUCAAAGUACCCUGCAGGGUGCUACUGAGAAAUUGGUCGGCAAACCCGACCCUAUCAUAUCAGAUGAAAGCCCCGCUGUUCAGCAAGAUAUUUCCAGCGGCGGUUACUUUGCGCCAUUUGGAAUUGAAGGACUUUCAAAAGAACUCUUCGUUCACAACGACAGUCUCAAGGACAUUGUACCGAUUCUCAACGUCGCCAAGAAAGCGCUAAACCAGGCUAUCCCAACGAAUGACUGGUGGUGCAAUCUCAUCCACGUCACGGAUACCCUAAACGUAUCUAAUCACCCAGCAUGGGCAAACCCGUACGCCGUCAAGCUGCCACGCGAGGCGCCGUAUGGACUUCAAAUAUUCUAUUCCUACACACACAGGGUCUUCGAACCACCAAAAAACGGUACUUUUAAACGAUACAAUCACACAUACCACAAUGACUUGACGCUGUCUUCCGAACAAUUUUGUUACGAUGAGCCUGUGUACGAGGUUUAUGAAUGGGACGAAGGAGGUGCCAAGUUACGUACGUGUGACGUAACCAGCGGCAAGUGCAUGGAUUCGGCAUUAGUAAGUGGCAUGGCCUUUGUCUCGGCCAAGUACAGCGGACUCACACCUCGCAUUGAUACUGAACACAACAUCACAUACGUGGACGACUCGGUGCCGGGCAAGUUUAUAAUUUACUUAAACAAUACGCAAACGUGGGUAUUAUAUGCGAGCGACAACAGCCUCUCGCUUCGUGUCGAGAGGUCAGUAAUGUUUUCUGUAAACGCCACAGGAUCCUCUCUGGUGGCAGGCAAGGGAUAUACCGGCACGAUCCGAUUAGCGUUACUACCGGAAAACUGUACUGAUAAUACAAUGUACGACGAGUACGCAGGAUGCAUGGUGCUGGGCGGCACCGUGUCGAUGGAGUCACGCACACAGUACUCAUUGAAUUGGCAAGUUGAGGGCAGUACUUGUCAGACUGUGGGUCUUCUGCACUUUGCACUGCAACACCAACUUGAGUCAUUGACUGGAACAGUCAUUCAAACAACGACGCCAGGUGCAAUUAUAUUAAACUCGGCUACACGUGGUCGCAUGGUGGGUCAGGUGACGACAAAUCCACAAUGGGUGUUCCAUGAACCUGAGGCAAAUUUUGAUAUCGACUUUUACCCUGUCCGCAGACCAUCACCGUGGCUUGUUGUAGAGACCGACAUGUUGCGUACGCUACAAAGGGAUAUCAUGGGUAACUGGACGGGCUUUGAUGUCGAUACAUGGUACUUUAAUGGCAAAUCGAUUCAGAAGUACGCAUCACUAUGUUUAAUGGCAUCAGAUCCUGCUGUUGUUGGUACAGACAAGUUGCUGCUGUCAUUUUGUUUGAAGAAGCUAGAAAAGUUGUUCGAACCAAUAUUAAAUAACACGCUGUCCCCGCCGCUCAUGUACGACACGCUGUACCGUGGCCUAAUUUCAAGCUCCAUUUUUCGGACAAACAGCAUCUAUCAGGAGUUCGGCAAUGGUAUUUACAAUGACCACCACUACCACUACGGCUACUUUGUAGUGGCAGCAGCCAUGUUCAAGCAUCUAGACCCAAAAUGGUCUCGCAUGCCAGAAUUGGAAGCGAUGAUUUGGACGAUGAUGCGUGACGUCGUCAACCCGAGCAAGGAAGACAAGUACUUUCCUCGUUUCCGUCACUUUUCAUGGUACUUAGCUCAUUCGUACUCUCAUGGUGUGACUUCAAUCAACAAUGGAAAAGACGAGGAGAGUACAUCAGAAGAUAUCAACUUCUAUUACGGCAUGACAAUGUGGGGCAAAGUGACGGGUAAGAGUGCUGUGGAAGAUCUUGGAAGUCUGAUGCUUCGACUAAAUGCUCAUGCUAUUUGUACGUACUUUUUGCUCAAGCUCGACAAUGUCGUUCAUCCACCCGAAAUUGUACGCAAUCACGUCACGGGCAUCUUCUUUGAUAACCAGGUGUAUUAUAACACAUGGUUUCUUGACGAGGUAUAUGCAAUCCACGGCAUUCAAAUGAUUCCCGUGUCGCCUGUGAAUGAGCUGGCGCGUACGUCGACGUUUGUGGAACAAGAGUGGAACAACAUUGUGUCAAAGCUGCCCAUUAUCACCGAGGAAGGUAGCAACAUUACGUGGCUGUCAUUAUUGCUCGUUAAUGGUGCUACAGUAAACCCGAUGGAGUCACUACGUAGGUUGCCAAAUUCUACCAUGGAUGAUGGCUUGUCACUGUCAUGGGCACUGUACAAUGCGGCCACUCGUUGCCGAGACGAUGUGGGAGUCAAUUUGAGUAUAAACAUUCGACUCACCAUCGACGUGUCCGCCGUUAUGACUGAAGUAUUAACAAAGUAA
Plasmopara halstedii is the source of this 2415-nucleotide messenger RNA. Its product is annotated as endo--beta-glucanase. Bases 1 to 2415 code for a protein of 804 amino acids. Gene Ontology annotation, molecular function: endo-1,3(4)-beta-glucanase activity. The transcript has a single exon. The record is from RefSeq and is a predicted model, not a curated record. NCBI's taxonomy places the organism in Eukaryota, Oomycota, Peronosporomycetes, Peronosporales, Peronosporaceae.